Eutrema salsugineum is the source of this 1894-nucleotide messenger RNA. Its product is annotated as beta-glucosidase 30. The transcript has 12 exons. Lineage: Eukaryota; Viridiplantae; Streptophyta; Magnoliopsida; Brassicales; Brassicaceae. The record is from RefSeq and is a predicted model, not a curated record. Gene Ontology annotation, molecular function: beta-glucosidase activity. Gene Ontology annotation, biological process: carbohydrate metabolic process. Bases 33 to 1784 code for a protein of 583 amino acids.
GCAAAAAUAGGGAGAGAGAAAUAGAGAAAAAAAUGGCUAGGGGAUCUCGUUUCUUCAUCAUCCUUUCGAUCAUCUCAUUGUUUUCAAAGACAAUUAAUUCUCAAGUCUUAGAUCGACAUAGUUUUCCUGAUGGUUUCAUUUUUGGAACGGCUGCCUCUGCGUAUCAGUACGAAGGAGCAACAGAUGAAGGUGGGAAGUCUCCAGCAAUAUGGGACCACUUCAGCCGCACUUACCCAGAAAGGACCAAAAUGCAUAAUGCAGAUGUAGCAAUUGAUUUUUAUCACCGUUAUAAGGAUGACAUUAAAUUGAUGAAGGAGCUAAACAUGGACGCUUUCAGAUUUUCAAUCUCGUGGGCCAGACUUAUUCCCAGUGGAAAGCUAAAGGAUGGAGUAAACAAAGAAGGUGUACAAUUCUAUAACGAUCUCAUUGACGAACUUCUUGCCAAUGACAUACAACCUUCAAUGACACUCUAUCAUUGGGACCAUCCACAAUCUUUGGAGGACGAAUAUGGAGGCUUUUUAAGCCCUAAAAUUGUAGAAGAUUUUCGAGAUUUCGCAAGAAUAUGUUUCCAAGAGUUUGGAGAUAGAGUGAAGAUGUGGACAACAAUCAAUGAACCAUACAUUAUGACUAUUGCGGGUUACGACCAAGGUAACAAGGCGGCUGGACGAUGCUCGAAAUGGGUAAACGAAAAGUGUCAGGCCGGCGACUCGAGUACUGAGCCUUACAUUGUCUCGCAUAACGUUCUUCUUGCUCAUGCCGCUGCUGUAGAAGAAUUCCGAAAAUGUCCAAAAACUUCGCAUGAUGGUCAGAUUGGGAUAGUUUUGUCACCAAGAUGGUUCGAGCCUUACCAUUCUGGCUCUAUUGAUGAUAUAGAAGCAGCUGAACGAGCUCUUGCUUUUGAAAUUGGAUGGCAUCUUGAUCCAGUGAUUCAUGGAGAUUAUCCAGAGAUUGUGAAAAAAUACGCUGGAAAUAAAUUACCUUCUUUUACGGCGAAACAAUCAAAUAUGUUGAAAAAUUCAUCAGAUUUUGUUGGAGUAAAUUACUAUACAGCACGCUUUGCCACUCAUAUUCCUCACCUCGACCCUGCAAAGCCUCGGUUCAAGACUGAUCAUCAGGUUGAAUGGAAACUUACUAACCACAGUGGCCACUUAAUCGGACUUGGGGACGAAAGGGGCAUAAUAUUGUCACACCCGGAAGGCUUGCGAAAAGUUCUAAACUAUAUCAAAGAUAGAUACAAUAACAUGCCGGUCUACAUUAAAGAAAAUGGAAUCAAUGAUCACGACGAUGGUACAAAAUCAAGAGAAGAGAUUCUGAAGGACACAUUUAGGAUUGAGUACCAUGACACACAUUUCCAACAGCUUCACAAAGCCAUAGUGGAAGAUGGGUGUGACGUAAGAGGAUAUUAUGCAUGGUCAUUGAUGGACAACUUUGAAUGGGAACAUGGAUACACUGCGAGAUUUGGUCUUUACUAUGUUGAUUUUAUCAACGGUCUUAAACGUUAUCCAAAAGACUCGGUCAAAUGGUUUAAGCGGUUCCUUAAGAGAUCGAUUGGUGAGACUAGAGAAAAGGAUGCGAAGGAGAUGUCACGCGACAAGUCAUGUGCGGAGGGGAAUAAGACUCUGCAUGGGCAAGAGGGUUUUGAAGAAUCGGCUGGCUUUUUUGUUUCUUUCAUGACGGCGAAUCAAUCGAAGAUAGAAGAGGAGAAAAACCGUUGUUCGUUUGAUUCUCCAUAUAGUCGUUUCGGUGUUUUGCAGGGAAUAGAUAAUCCAUCGUCAUUUUAUUGAUUUUAAGACCCUUAUGGCUAAGUAUGUAAUUUACUUAGAAUUUCAAUCAUAUGUUUGUAGAAUUGUAGCUAGGUAUAAACAUUUUUCGUAAGGAAAUAAAAUUUAUAUCU